This is a messenger RNA of Etheostoma spectabile (orangethroat darter), 5682 nucleotides long. RefSeq names its product integrin alpha-2. The record is from RefSeq and is a predicted model, not a curated record. Gene Ontology annotation, molecular function: integrin binding. Gene Ontology annotation, cellular component: external side of plasma membrane; integrin complex. NCBI's taxonomy places the organism in Eukaryota, Metazoa, Chordata, Actinopteri, Perciformes, Percidae. Gene Ontology annotation, biological process: cell adhesion mediated by integrin; cell-matrix adhesion; integrin-mediated signaling pathway.
CGCUGAGUCUCCACGCUGCGCAGCCACAUCUUUAACAAGUGCGGCGGCUUCAUUUAAUCACCUCAUACAAAUGGAAUAAAGACAACGAUGGAGUUCUUCUGGGUGCAUUUCUUCUUCACUAUAGUAGUCAUUACUGACAGAAUCUGGAACUCACAGGCCUUCAACGUCGGCACUGCAGGCGCCAAGAUUUUCAGCGGCCCAGCUGCGGAAGAGUUUGGCUACACAGUCCAACAAGCGACAAACCAUGAAGGCAAAUGGCUCCUCGUUAGUGCCCCAUGGAGUGGUUUCAGUCAAAAUAGGAACGGGGAUCUUUACAAGUGUCCAGUCUCAGGGUCCAGAAACAACUGUGACAAGCUCAAUCUUCAAGAUUCUGUUAGUAUUCCAGAUGUUAAAAACAUCAAUGACAACAUGUGCCUGGGUUUGACUCUUACCAGGAUGCCUGCAGGUUUGAUGAUGUGCGGUCCUCUUUGGGGACAGCUCUGUGGUGAUCAAGACUUCUACCCAGGAAUAUGUGCAAAAAUGAGCCCCCUCUUUCAACCUCAACCUGCCUUCUCUCCUGCCGUCCAGUCAUGUGGAGGGCCUAUGGACAUCGUGAUUGUUUUGGAUGGCUCCAACAGCAUUUAUCCUUGGGAGCCAAUGGUCUCCUUCCUCCAGAAAUUAAUACCUGCACUUGACAUUGGGCCCAAAAAUACACAGGUCAGCGUCAUUCAGUAUGCUGUUGAUCCCAAGUUUCAAAUCAGACUUAACGAGUAUAAAACCAAAGCUGAGUUGAUCGAUGCAACGUCCAGAAUCAAGCAAAUGUAUGGUCAGUCUACCAAUACCUUCCAUGCGAUCCAAUAUGCCAGCCAGAUGGGAUUCCAUCAAAAUAAUGGAGGUCGAUCAGGCGCUGCCAAGGUGAUGGUGGUCGUCACUGAUGGGGAGUCUCACGACGAGGACAUCCGCGAUACAGUUAUCAAUGACUGUGAGAGACAAGGCAUCACCCGCUUCGGUAUCGCUGUCCUGGGUUAUUACACCAGAAACAACAUCAACACAGACAACCUGAUAAAAGAAAUCAAAUCCAUUGCCAGUACGCCCACAGAGAAGUACUUCUUCAAUGUGUCGGAAGAGGCAGCCCUCUCCACCAUUGCUGGAACAUUGGGGAGCCGCAUCUUCAACAUAGAAGGCACUGGAAAAGGGGGGGGCAACUUUGAGAUGGAAAUGUCCCAGGUCGGAUUCAGUGCUCACUACUCCAGCAAACGGGAUGUGAUGAUGCUGGGAGCAGUGGGAGCCUACGCUUGGAGCGGGACUGUCGUCCAUCAAACAGGGUCAAAAGUAGACAUUCUCCCUUUCUCAGUCUUUGAGGGAACCCUUCAAGACAAAAACCACAGCGCACUACUAGGUUAUUCUGUCACCACACUGAGUGAUGGAUCAACAGAAUACUUUGUGGCUGGUGCACCUCGCUCCAACCACUCUGGACAAGUUAUUGUGUACACCGUCAAUGCCCUGAAGCAAUCUGCCAUCAUAGACUCAGAAAGAGGAAAACAGAUUGGGUCAUACUUUGGAAGUGUCCUGUGCCCCCUGGACGUGGACCGAGACGAGGUGACGGACCUCCUUCUGGUUGGUGCGCCCAUGUUCAUGAACGAUCUGAAGAGAGAGGAAGGCAGGGUCUACCUCUUCUCUGUCACCAAGGGUAUACUGAAUGAGCAGGGAUUCCUCAAUGGUCCGCCCACCGAGAAUGCACGAUUUGGGAUAGCCAUCUCUGCCAUUCCUGACCUGGACCUCGACGGUUACAAUGAUGUUGUAGUAGGGGCCCCACUAGAAGACACAGGAAAAGGUGUCAUCUACAUCUACAACGGGCAGCUGAAGACACUGAACAAACAGUUCUCACAGAGAAUCUUUGGCUCCAAACUGGAUCCUAAAUUGCAGUAUUUUGGAAGGUCCCUGGAUAGCUACAUAGAUUUGAAUGAUGAUACAAUCCCUGAUAUUUCCAUUGGGGCAUAUGGCAAAGUGGUGCAGCUCUGGUCCAGAGGUCUGGCGUCUGUCUCAGCUAAAGCUUCUUUCAACCCCGAUAAAAUCAACAUUUUCAACAAACCCUGUGACAUUAAUGGACGCAAGCUUUCGUGUUUCAGCACUAACCUUUGUUUCAGUGCUGCAUUCAGGCCCAAGAAUCCCAUUGGACCCAUUGAUAUAUCCUACAAUUUGACUCUGGACGCUGACUUGCAGGCUUCGCGAGUGACGUCAAGAGGACUGUUCACUAAAAACAAUGAACGCUUCCUCACAGAAAAUGCAAAAAUAUCAUCUGUGCCCCUGUGUCAGAACUACCAGAUUUAUGUUCAGGAGGCACCAGACUUUGUCAAUUCCCUCAGUCUGAAAGUAGAAAUCAAGCAGCAGAAUGCAGAUGUGAACCCUGUCCUCGAUGUGUUUUCUGCAAGUGCCUGGGAAUUCUUUAUCCCCUUCACAAAAGACUGCGGCUCUGAUGAUGUGUGUGUCAGUGAUCUGGUGCUGAGUGUGAAGACAGACACAAAGGCGCCCAGCUCAGUUCCCGUUCUGGUGAGCGCUAAUAACCGAGAACUGUCAUUUGAAGUUGUCGUGAAGAACAAAAAGGAGAACGCGUACAACACUCAGGUCUUGGCCACUUACUCCAGCAACCUCUACUACUCAUCCAUCUUUCCUCCUACAGAGGAAGUCAAAUGCACUUCAACACAAACACAAGCCGUCACCUGCCAAGUAGGAUACCCAGUAUUAAAACAAGACCAAGAGGUGAAAUUUUGGAUUCAUUUUGAUUAUAAUCUUGAUCAGUUGCAAAACCGAGCCGAGGUGAAGUUUGAGGCCAAGAGCGAUGGUAAAGAGGAAAUACCUGCAGACAACAAAGUGGACAUAACCAUUCCUGUUCAAUAUGAUGCAGGGAUUGUUUUAUCUAGGCUGUCAAAUAUCGAUUUCUAUGUGGCAGAUGCUGCACUUCCCGUGGUAACAACAGUGGCAAGUCUAGAUGACAUCGGCCCAGAGUUUAACUUUACAGUGAAGGUUUCAACGAGUAACUUACCUGUCAGCCUCGUGUAUCUGACCAUUGCUCUGCCAGUGACCACCAGAGGUGGAAAUCAGCUCCUCUAUGUUACCAGUGUGAACACACAAACUGGAGGUGCUGUCAGCUGUGAUUCCAGCAACUUGGUUGAUCCUCUGAAGAUCGGAGAGAAGAGCCACAAAGUGUCCUUCUCUGAGGAGAGUCUCAGAGGCAUGGAGAAACUGGACUGCAAGAGUGCAAAAUGCGAGUAUAUAAAAUGUAUCCUCAAGGACACUGAAGUCAAAAGCGACUACUUUGUGAAAGUUAAAACAAGGAUCUGGAGUGGCACAUUUAUUUCGGCCACCUAUCAGACCAUCGAGCUGACCUCCACUGUUGAUGUCGAGACCUCCAACCCCAACCUGCUCAUUAUCAGCCUCAAACACUUGCCAGUGGUGGUGACAGUCAGUAAACCUGGAGAGAAAGGUGACGUUCCAGUGGGAGUGGUUGUUGGCAGCGUCAUUGCCGGACUGGUGCUGUUGGCUCUGGCUGUUGGACUGCUGUGGAAGUUUGGGUUUUUCAAAAGAAAGUACCAGCAGCUUCAGAGGGAGGCCGAUGAAGACGGACAGAGCCACGCACAUGUUGACGAAGUGCUGUGAUCUGAAGAGAAAACCUGCUGCCUUUUCUCUUCACUGGAUUGUUUCCUGUGUGGAUACUGGUACUUGUUACUGGUUCUUAUAAAGUACAAAUGGACUACAGUUCAAUCACUGGAAAUUGGACAUUUAUAUAAAAUGGAAGCUAUUCAGUUUGAGGAUAACUGGGAUUUGAUACUCUGUCCAUUUUUAGAGAGGAUUAUUGUUAUCAGUCUUUAUUUUUAAGCUUUGUGGCCUGUACAUUGACUACUUGCUGUUAUGCACUGACUUUGAAUAAUUGUAAGAACUGUAUGUGUAACAUGACAGAACCAUAUACAUACAAUACUUCUUCCGAAAUUGAUUUUGAGUUUUACACUGUAAAGCGAUCGUAUUCAUCCAUUGGUUUUUGUUUUGGCAACUUCUGGGCAAAAUGGUUGAACAAUCUUAUAUUGAAUAUAGCUCACUUGUCAAACUAUGACCUUUUUAUCAGACAGUCUGUAGCAUAAACUGCCUUGAGAUUAACUGACACUUUCUUGCAUUAAGACUAUUGGUAUCAGUAUUUUAAAUGCAAACAGGAAACAAACCCUACCCUGUUUUUCUGUCAUUCCUCUGUUCCAUUGUGUUUGUACUGUAUAUACUGUAAGAUAAAAUGAUCUUUUAUAUUAGGUUUAAUACAUAAAAAGGAUUAGAGGCAAUAUGGGUCCAUGAACUAGCUAAAUGUGUUGUUGUUGUUUUUAUUGUUAUUUUGUUUUUGUUUUUUACCACUAGUGGAACAGCUUGUCAGGUAUAACUAUUUUAGUAGCAUAUUGUGUUAUUUAUAAUAUGCUAGUUAUUUUUUGCAUCGUUGAUUAAUUGUUUCCCAUUCAAUUUCAGAGCAUAGACUUUUAAAAAUCAGUUUCCUGGUUCCAGGUGAAUCACGUCAAAUUGGUUGUUGUUUGUUGUCCAAACCCUACAUUACUGCCAUAUAACACAAAGGAAAGCAAUUUGAACCAGCAAAUGUUUUGGAUUUUUUUGUUCUAACUAUUAAAUUGAUUAUCAGCAUAGUUGCAGAUACAUUUUCUGUUGAUCAACUAAUGGAUUCAGCUCUAAUAAUGUUUAUCUGUAGGUCAAAAGGACACAGGGUCCCAUGUGCAAGUAUUGUUCACUACAGAGAAAAUGUGUUAUAGAUGGAGCAUGAUGGUUGCCAAAACACCAUCCAGGUUAAUUUACUCCCUAAAAACACCUAAUAUGUCCCUUUGUUUCUCUCUUACAGUAGUAAGUUUGAGAGUGUAAAGUGAACCCUGCAGGAUCUAAAUGUGUAUUGGCACACCUUUGCCACUAGAUGGUAGCAUGAUCUAGAUGGCAUGUUGGCACUGUUGAGUAUUUUCUAACUGCUCUGUUAAUGACUUAAACACUCUAUACCCCUAUCAAUUAAAGCUUCCAAAUGUAUGAUCCAUUUUGGACUGUGUUGCUCCUCUUCUCUACUCUCUAGUCCCCUCUCCUAACCUGACCCAGCAAGUAACCGUACUUGGACCGCUUCCUUCCAAACAUCAGUACAAUUGAAGAUUUCACUCAAAAUCGGUUAACUUCCUCUGACAUUUUUGACUGUGGUGUUCUCCCUCUCUCAAGCUUUUUUUUGUUAAAGGGGAUACAGAGUUUGAUGAUUAAAAUGCUCUGUUUCACAAUUAUUGAUGCACUACGUUGUUAUGAAAUAGCCUUUUGAUUCUAUCUAUAUGUGUGCAGAGAGCUUUGUUGAAAUGGUCGAUGAAAUGUGAUACAAUGGAAGUGUUUGAACACAUUUGUAGAUUCCUCCCUCUUGGGUUUCCGGCAGAUGAUUGGCAGUUCCAGCCAAACAUCUGACCCAUGCCACAAUGGGAUGAUUGCUCACAAAUUGCUGCAAUGUUGUUUUAAAUCAAAAAUGACUUUAUAGCAAAUUAUUUAAUAUCUGUUUGCCUUGUUUUGCACUUUGAAAUAACCUUAUCGGGUUCAUUACAACUACUUUUAAGACUUUUAACUUUUCCUGCUAUUGACAUUAACUUGACAGGUCAUGAAUUGUACAUUUAUUUGAUUUGAUAAUAAAAACUUGGAACAUUU